UCUCGCCUGCCCUGCUCUGCGCUCCCCCGCCGCGAGCGGUACCACGCAGCGGUCACGAAGGUGUCUCAGCCGCGCUACGCCGUCGUCCGACGAGGAAGCCCAGAAGGUUCGCCGACGGUUGGGCUCUAGUUGGCCUGUGUCAACGAGUGCGAGAUAACCAGUGCACCUGUGUGUGAACACCGAGUGUCACUUCAUAAUCGUUUUCUGUGCCGUCUGCGUUCUAUUUGGAUUACAGUGCGUAAGCGAACCUUCGCCGUGAUUGCGCCGUGCAAGGCUGGACCGGAACAAGGGUUCGUCGGCGAGUGCCCUCCAUGGAUUAUCGAGGCGUCCGUGAGGGUGUGUGUGCGCCGCCGUCGUGACGCUUUGCGCCGCGAGGCGCGUUGCGGCGUUUUGAAAUUUCGACGCGCACGGAUCGUGUUUCGACGAUGGCCCACAACGCUUCGACAACGCCUAUCUGUCGCUGCCGGGUCCUAUACCUAGGUUCAGCCGUCCCUCACAUCACUAAGGACGGCCUUCAGGGCAUCCAGGAGCCCCUGCGCGAGCUUUACCCGGACCAGGGGCCUGUUUCUGCUCGAGGCAUUGACUCGUGGCUCAGCGUUUGGAGCAACGGGCUCCUUCUGGAGAACGUCGAUGAGUCCCUGCGUCAACACGUGCGUUUUUUCCCUAUCGAAACGCUGCAUUACUGUGCAGCCGUUCGCCAUGUCGUAGUGCCUGGUUCGAGCGGCUCCGAACGCGUGGAGAAGUUCCUGCCACUGGACAGUCCGUUUGCGAGGCACGCAGGACCACAGCAGCCACCAUUGUUUGCGUGCAUAUUGAGGAGGACCACGGGCAUCAAGGUACUCGAGUGCCAUGCGUUCAUCUGCAAGAAGGAGGCCGCGGCCAACGCUCUCGUACGUUGCUGCUUCCACGCGUACGCAGACUGUACGUACGCCAAGCAGUUGGAAGAGAACCCUUACGUGCUAGACGGGCCGCCACGGCGAGCUCAGUCUGUAGUCGGCCUGGACACCGUGCAGAAGGUCGAAGCAUGGCGUCACCAGCAGGCCGACCCUUCCACCAGCAACGGCGUGCCGCACGCAAACGGUGGUUCCAUCUUGCUCGACGACGACACAGAAGACGACGAGGGAAACUACAAAGUCUGGACGGGGCCGGCUCCCAGAGAGCUCGUCUACAUGGACACCAGCGGAACACUUAGGAGCGUCCAGUCAACGGCCACUGGUCCCAACAAGUCGUCUCGGCCUCGGCAGCUCGCCAUCCCGUCUCGACCACCGCCGCCACCGUUGCCACCGCUUCCGCCUCCCGCCACGAGCAAGAUGAACGGUCAUAAGGAGAGCUCGAAGUCAAAGAAGAAAUCGAAGUCCAAGUCCUCGUCCAAUUCCUCCCCGCAGCAGCAGCAGCUCCCGACCAUGCCACCUCCUCCUCACCUUAACGGGUACAGCGUUAUAUCGGGCUACAGCGGCAACCAUCCACCGCCUCCCAUGAUGAUUCACUCGGAGCGGAUGCGCAGGCCUCCUGAGAGGCCCAUGCUGUACAGCGCCGAGGAGCCCUCGUACAUACCUGCCGUGCGAGCCAUGAGCCCAACCGCUUCAUACCAGCCGGGCAUGUAUCCCCACGAGCAGUACUUUAUACAGAACUAUAGCACGGCACCGCGGCCUCACGGAGGCAAGCACAGGGGAAACGGCGAGCACCCGUCUUCCUCGAAGCCCGGCAAGGAGCACCGCCGCAGCAACGGCCACCAUGAUGACUCCGCGGGAGGAGACACCGACUCUCCGUUCAACACGGGCAUCUACCGCAGGAAAGGCCACCUAAACGAGCGCGCCUUUUCCUACUCUAUCCGGCAGGAACACCGAUCGAGGUCCAACAGCUUGGCUAACCUGCAUUUUCUGAAUGGCGGACCCGAAGGCAACGGUGAUCCUGGACCUUCCGGCAUAGACAAGAAGGACAGGGAGCUCGCUCAGCUCGUCGGCGACUUGGACUUAAGGGACAAUGGUGGCUACGGAGGCCCGUCGCACAGGCCAGUCACGCCGGACACAAACUUUACCAGAAAGAAGGCUUCGUCUAAGAACUACGCUUGGUAAAAAAUAAAGUGGGAUAAUUGUGUUGGAGUUCCACAUCAAGGCACGUUCUCCAUCCAUUCCUCGUCGAAGAUUCGUGGACUGCUCACUCGACCGACGCAGAUCCUGGUACACUACUGCUGGAUGGAUGCCAUGAUAAGCAACCGCUCGGUGCUUGUGUGCGAAGUGCCACUGUGUCCUCAGCGUGUGCGUUUUUUUUUUCUUCGCUUGUUGUGCUAUUGUGUGACGUACUUUACCUGACAGAGUGGCACCGAUCCGGGCUGAACGCACAGAGGUGUGCAGAUAUGGAUAUACGCAUGAUUGGUGGAUUGCACCUCCCAGCCUUAAGGUGCCCUGGGGAUUAAGAGUCAUCGCUGGUGAACCUUCCUGUGGUAUUGCCCACGGAUUCUGCUGACUUGUUCCCCUGCUCCGAAUGGGCCAAGCCACAGGCUUAACACAAUUCGCUGUGUUUUAAAGCAGUGGCUUUAUUUUUGUGCGUGAACAAAAUUCUGGUUCACUUGAAGGUGGUGCGAAUGAUGAAGACUGAGGAACACUUCGUUGAGCUUUUGUUAUAUUGUAACAUCCGUCAGCCUGUUUUGUUCGUGUGUGUCUGGCCAACUGACCAACUUUCUAAUACUGUGUGGAUGUGCUAGUGAUUCAUGAAAUAACCCUCAAAAAUAGUAAGGCACUUCCUUGAAACCAGACUGGUCACAUUUCCUGACGCGUUAUUCAGGGAACCAAGCAAAUGCUGUGAACUAGAUGGACCUUCAAGCGCAUUGGCUGUUCAUCGAUUACUGACUGUUCAAGCUCGGAAGUGUAGGCUAAAUUACGUAACAGUCAUUGAUAACGUAGCCAUUGUUUGAAGGUGAUCAUAAUUGCUUUCUCUCGCGUUUUAUUUUCUUUGGCAUCGAACGCAUAGGAACGAACAGAAAGACGCCGUGAACAAUCUUAACGUUUUAUUUCCGUCAGGAAACAAUUAGAAUGCAAUUGUCCUCUGCAGUCCCACUGUAGUCGCGCUGGCUGAUUUCGCAGUGAUUCUGAGCUAGCAUUGAGAGCUUCGCUCAAAGCUCACGUGAUCGCUUACAAAUUGAUUGCGAUUUCAUCUGAUCAAGGUCGAUCACUAGUCAUUGGUGGAAUGGCCCAACUAGCACUUAAUUGAGAAGGAUUCGUUUUGAAGGAUGAAAUAUGCAGCAUAUUGAUUGAAGAGCAAGUUGACUCUUAGAUGCCCUUAGAUAUGAGUGCUCUCGGAGUGAUGGCAACGAAGAGUCGGGUGAAUGCGUACGCCUGAAUCAGGAGGAGCUGGAUAAGUUGAGACGAGGACAGGAAAGUUGUAUAGAAGAUCGACUGAACUGACGUCAUGCGCGCCUAAAGAGGGAGGUGACACAUGCAGCCAUUUUGUUGGCUAUUAGUAAUAGGCUUUCUACAACAUGUGUCAUUGUAGAACUUUAGCAGUGUAUUAACACUUAUCGAUGCAUGUUCUAGUUUUAUUUCGAUAACCAGAUUGCUAUCUAUCUAUUUUCGAUGGUGUGUGUCAUUGCCGUGGGUCCAAAACUGUGCAUGUGGCUAAGAAGUAUUAUAGCCAACCAGCAUAAAACCACAAACGUCAACACUUUCUCAACAAUUUAAGGCUAUUCAUUUACAGGAAUUAUGGAAUUCUAACAAUAUGCCAUGCUUUCUUGUCGAGCUUUCUUGUCAAGAUGCACAAUCGACCGUUUUCAGUUAUGCAUGUAGACAACAGCUAAGCUGAAUACUUCCUCACCUUUAAAGAAAUGCUGAAUGGCGGGAUUCGCUAACUGUCAUUUUCCUCUGCACUGAUUCCAACUCUUUCCUGGCCAUUCUGGGCAACAGCAUGCCUUGCGAAUUUUAAAGAACACUUGAAGAACUAAGAACACGACGUGUGUUCCGUAACGCGAUUUUAACGCCGCAUUAGCGAUGUACUUCAUGGCAAGCUUACUUAUUCGCAUCGACAAAGGAACCAUCAAAAACCAAGACGUAGGACCAGAAGGAGGCGCACACAUACAUACACACACAAACACGCACAGUCGCCAGUUGCAUCAACGGCUGCCGCACGUUAGGAACGUUAAGCUAGGCGACAGGACUAUUAACAAAAAAAACGGAGAUUGUAAAUGUUAAACAAGCUUUGCUGGUACUAGCUGCAAUGUGCUGAAACGUCAAAUCAGGUCCACAAUAUCAGAUUCUCACUCGAAAAAACGGUCAAUUACUGGGCGCCCUCGAGAACAAUACGUGUGCUGUUAUAAUUGGCCAACGCCGGUAUUUAUGAAGUCCUGGAGCAUACUAAAGGCUUUGCGAAUACGGACCCUAAAUUGUUAUUAUGCUCCUGACGACCAUUAUAGCCGCUAUUAAGAACAGCAUGACGCACACCCAUGUCAUGGUGCGGCUGACCUCGGCAUAAGCUACUGCGACUGACAAUAUUCUGUUUUCUUCUGUUCUUUUCAAAUGUUUUCCGAAUUUCCGCCUUCUAACGACCUUUGCAUCCGUAAGCUUACAGAUAUGUGACUCCAGAACGCGUUUCCACACUCCUUCCCGCCAACUCAAGGGCACUUUUAUUAGAUUUUUUUUUCUUUCACAUUUCUAAUUUUACUCUUGGGUGCAACGUUCGAAAUCGCGGAUCCGUUCAAAAUACGUGAGCCGAUCAUAAAACUUGGAAGAUAAGGAUUACGAGGUCGGCCAGAAAGCUAGAGCUUUUGCCAGGCUUCUUCCGGUUUCCGCACUAAAAUAACCUUCAGCUCUACGGGCUUAAGGCCAGAAAGAGCCUGCGCAAGCGUUUUUACAACUGGUGAUCCAGACCGUGGAAUGCUAAAAUGUCCGUGCUUUGAACAUAGGAAAGCUAAAUUUAUCUCGGGCUACAACUUGUACUUAAAGCUAGUGUUCACAUUUACGGCUCCAGUGUUGAAUGCUGAAGUCUUCACGCUGUUCAUAUAGCUACGAAACGCGCUACUUGGCCGGUUCUGAAAUUGCUGCUACUCAGAAACAAUACGUACUUCCAAAGUUAAACGACUGCGUCAUUGUCAAACUGGGUAACAAAAUGCGGUGAAAUCAUUCAAGGGUAACGAAUUUUUGUCAGGCCUCGACAGAAUGGCACCGAGAAGCUCAGGGCUGCAUCUCGUGAUGUUGGUGAUUGUAAUUUUACGGACCAGUUUCAGCGCAUCAUUAGGCACUAACCGCGGAUGCUUUCUUGACUGAAUGCUUUCGUAGCCUACUGGCUACUAUGUGAUCCUUUCUUACCGAGCGCCUAGUUUUUUAACCUUAGGCACUCUAUUCAAUUCGAAAAGGCGUAAAUUGAAAAUGCAUGCCGCUUUAUCAAUUGAAGCAGGUGUUUCGUUGAGCAUUAUACGCAGGCAAGCCAUGCUUGUUUGCUACAGUUAUGACGAAGAAAUUGUGCUUUUUUUUCCCCAGCCACAGAGGCGCAGCCGUUUCCAACGUGUCAUUAUGCGAAACAUACCGUGACAGCAAGUCUGUUUGAAAGGCUGUAGGUUUAAGCACGCACUGUCAUUUAUUGUAUCUUUUUAGGUGUUAUGCUUGCGCUAGCACGUAAUGAGCUAGCACAUUGUAUACCGUUACAGAACUGCGUAAUUUAGCCGUCUUAGCUCUGUUUAAAAUGAAGGAAGCGGAUGGGUGUAUGUUAAGAAGUAAAGUUAUAAUUGCUUUUGAACUGCUGGGAACAAUCUCGGCAUGUACACCUGCUAUUAAUUUCAUUAGUAUUCAACGGAGCAGAAUCCUCUAAUAUGCUGCGUUACCUCUACUUCUAGAGGGUAGAGAAAUCUCUCUCACACUAAUCGAAAAUGAUUAGAGCUGCUGUCGUGGUGCACCAGUUUUCGCUAAUUUCUUGCUUGUUACACGUAACGUAAACAGUACAAACGUAAUUAAAAAAUCGAGCAAUCGAGCGAGGUUGUCAUCGUGAAUUUUGUAAAAUAACCUGAAUGAGCGACACAGACAACAGGAUAAAAUUUGUUGUUCUUAUUGGUAAUCUUUCCCAAACGUUUGGAAAAGUUUUCAAUGCAAUUGUACGUGUAAACAUGUCAUUUGACUUGUAAACCUUCAUUAAAUUUAAGUUUUUUGUUCUGAAAAUUGCAGCUUCAGAUGAAGCAGUUGCAUGGAAAACACGAAACUGCCCCAGAAGUGCCAUCCUAGCCAUUCUGUGUUCCGACAAGCUUUAAAAUGCCCUUUAUAAGAAUCGCUUAGAGCGCUGGUAGAUAUGCGUAAAUUUGAAGGGACGGUCAUUACACAUUAAACAAAUAUACAUGUGACACACAUUUUUGUACCUUGAUGUUGAACCUUCGAAGUGCUCACAGAGUCCUUUCCGUCGUCUACCUUUAUUCUUUAACAUAGCUGAUGGAACUGCGUUUUUUUGUUGCUUGCACGCCGUCGUAAGGCAAUCAUGAAGUUUCUUAUCGGUAAUACUGCACGAGCAAAAAAUGUGGAACAGAUGGAAAGAAAUGUUCAGAAAGCCGAAUGAGUGCUCUCGCAGCUCGAAAUGCGUGUGAUAUUUGAGCUGUGGAUAGAAAACGAUGGACAAAAAUGUUGCGCUACUGAACAUUAUCCCACGCGAAAAAUUUGGUGAAAAGUUGUGUGAAGUUUGAACGGCUUGUUCAUUCUGCUUUUCGUUGUUGUGUUGACGAUGCAUCGACUUGUACAGCCCGAGCAAGACCUUUUUUGUGCAAGAAUGUCCUGCUCUGUUGUUAUGCCGAAAUAAAACGGACAGUUCCUGGUCAAAA
Messenger RNA from Dermacentor andersoni, 6787 nucleotides. RefSeq lists its product as uncharacterized. The record is from RefSeq and is a predicted model, not a curated record. NCBI's taxonomy places the organism in Eukaryota, Metazoa, Arthropoda, Arachnida, Ixodida, Ixodidae.